AUGGCAACUAAACCUGUUGGUUUUACAGGCUAUCCAAAGUCUCACCAAAAGUCCAGCUUUGAAGAAAAGUAUGCACCCAGUGGCACUGGGUCAGAAAACAGUAGUGUCCGGUCAGACAGUCCUGGUAUCAGUCCACUGCAAGCAAGACAUUCGCGGUACCCAAAUGUGAUCCGUGCAGCCAUUGGUCAAACAAGCACAAGGCAAUUACACAAUGGUCAGCAGACACCACCUCCAUUGCCUCCGCGGGGUAAUACAAGCAUCCCCACAGCUGUUGUGUCACCAAAUCCCCCUCGAGGACAAACUCCACCGCCACCACCCUCUUAUACAUCUUCAGAUGCAAAAAUCAACCCAUACCUCCAGACACAUCAGAAAUGGCACCAACAACCUCAGAACACAUCUGAUGUGCCGAAGACACAAGCACCACCCCCGCCACCUCAGCCGCAGCAGCAACAACAACAACAGCAGCAGCAACAACAACAACAGCAGCAACAAGCACCUCACCAGUAUGUUACACCUGGCCAUGUCCAGGAAAUGAUAAAAAGAAUGUCCCCAGGUCAACAUGAAAGUGCUUCCUGUAGCCAACAGCAACAUCAACAGCAACAACAACAACAAGCGAAAAUGUUCAAUGAAGCCCUUAUAAACUCUGGGCUUUGCCAGCAUAAAACCAAACCCGGAGACCCCUUGCAGCUCCCACACCAUUCAAUCCCACAGCAACUCGUACACCCGUGGAAGCACUGGGAAUCGCCCCAGCCGCCGCCUGCAUCACAGAGGCACUUAACUCCAACCGCUAGUGUAAACCCAAUACAACAGAGGGUAUCAAGUGCAAAUACAUACUCGCCCUUCCACAUACAAAAUGAGCAAUUGCAUACAACUAAUAUUCCUGGACUGUCACCACAGUUCCAAGGGUUGAAUAUUUCUCCAAACAACAUCCACGUCUCUACAGCACCAUCAAACCCAGCCUUAAAUGAGCAGCGAUUCCCCAAAGUUACCAUUCAGAUUCCUAAACAAGCCCACACGUUUUAUUUUCAGCAUGGCAAUGAGCGGUCGCAUAUGAUUUCAUCAAAGGUACAGAGGACUUCGCCGUAUGAAACGCAAAUAUCUUUGAGCUCCAACUGUAGCCCAGCAAGUAGUGAUAGCAUACAGAUAAACUUGCCCAAGGGUAAAGCUCCGUCCCCGCCCGUUCCUGUACAGGCUUGGGGAGCCAAACAACCGCCCAUUAUCAUGAAAUCAGUAAAGAGUCGUGAAGUUCAAAAACCCAAGCUUCAAACAGCCACCGCUCCGUUAUCUGCUCCGCUCUCAGCUGCACUACCCACACCUGUUUCAAAUUCUUCGCAAAGUUACAUUUCAUCAGUGGAAACUACAAUUAAUCCCCCACAAACACCGAAAAAUACUUCUCCUCCCAAACGUGAUGUACGUAUUAAAAUUCUGGUGCCGAACUCUUUACAGAUCGACAUCAAAAAUCAAGGCCAUCCUACGUACGCACAGACCCAAAUGCCAAGUUUACACUUUGACCUUUUUCAAAAGCCUCCCCCAUCAGACACGACCUCAUCUACCCCGAGGUCAGACUCGCCUGUCUCUCGGGCAACCAACCAGUCACCUAUGUCGAUGCAAUCUAAUACAUCUGUACAGUCUACCACCUCCACCCCAUCUAGUGGCUCUGAUAUUCCCUCAAAGCCUCCUCCUCCAUACCCAGGUCGAGUUUUAAACAUAACUCAAUCCUCUUCACCCCCAGUGCUGUCUCAGACACCUGUUCAGCCAAUCCCGCCCCUUACCCAAUGUCCAGUUGAACCAAUACCUCAGAAGCGGGUGCAGCUGACAACGCAAAAUACUUCCACGUCGUCCUCCUCUUCCCAUCCGCAAAGUUUCACCCCUCCAUUGGACUCAUCAGUGGGUGCUCCUAACAAAAAUUUGGACAAUGAAGAGAAGGAUGAUUGGUCUGAGCAAGUGUCAGAGACUGAUUUGACCACAAACGAGAUACAAGAGGAGACACACAGGUGCACAUCACCAAUUCCUGAGUGGAAAUAUGAAAACCGGUCACCUGACCAGGAACGCGUGCGAAACUAUUCACCGCAAGCGUAUAAAUUCUUCAUGGAACAACAUGUGGAGAAUGUGAUGAAAUCUACAACCCAACGUCUCCGAAGGCGUCUCUUACUGGAGAGCGAGAUGAACAAGGUGGGCCUAUCAGUGGAUGCCCAACACCAAAUGCGCAAGAUCCUUCACCAGAAGGAAUCCAACUACAUCCGUCUAAAGAGAGCCAAGUUGGAGAAGCACAUGUUUGAGAAAGUCACCACUCUGGGAGUUGGGGCUUUUGGGGAGGUAGCUCUUGUCCGCAAAAAGGAUGUGGGACAGUUAUACGCUAUGAAGACCUUGCGUAAAUCUGAUGUAUUGCAGCGUAACCAGGUCGCCCAUGUCAAAGCUGAGAGGGAUAUUUUGGCUGAGGCUGAUAACGAAUGGGUGGUCAAGCUGUAUUAUUCGUUUCAGGACAAAGACAAUCUUUACUUUGUGAUGGAUUAUGUUCCUGGUGGCGAUCUGAUGGGACUUCUUAUUAAGUUUGAGAUUUUUGAAGAAGAAUUGGCCAGGUUCUACAUAGCAGAACUCGUUUUAGCGAUUGAAAGUGUUCAUAAAAUGGGUUUUAUACAUCGGGAUAUUAAACCCGACAAUAUUUUGAUAGACAGGGAGGGGCAUAUAAAGUUGACCGAUUUUGGUUUGUGUACAGGGUUUCGAUGGACCCAUAAUUCUAAAUAUUAUCAAAAAGAUGGAUGUCAUCCGCGUCAAGGCUCAAUGGAAGUUGUAUUGAAAGAUAACCAGUGUAGCUGUGAUCAACCAAAACCAUUGGAAGUGAAACAACAAGAACAGAAACAACGUUGCCUUGCCCACUCAUUGGUUGGCACCCCAAACUACAUUGCACCUGAAGUUCUUCUUCGAACUGGUUACACAAGAUGUUGUGAUUGGUGGAGUGUUGGGGUCAUUUUGUAUGAGAUGUUGGUAGGGCAGCCUCCGUUCUAUGCUCCACACCCAGCAGAGACUCAAUAUAAGGUGAUACACUGGAGAGAAAAUUUACAUAUUCCGCAAAAUAAACUGUCACUUGCAACUAUUUUUUCUUUUCUUUUCUUUUUCUUUUUCUUUUCUCUUCUUUUCCUUUUCUUUCCCUUUAUCUUUCCUUUCCCUUUAUCUUUCCUUUCCCUUUAUCUUUCCUUUCCCUUUAUCUUUCCUUUCCCUUUAUCUUUCCUUUCCCUUUUUCUUUCCUUUCCUUUCCUUUUCCUUUUUCUUUUUCUUCCCUUUUUCUUUCCUUUCCCUUUUUCUUUCCUUUCCCUUUUUCUUUCCUUUCCCUUUUUCUUUCCUUUCCCUUUUUCUUUCCUUUCCCUUUUUCUUUCCUUUCCCUUUUUCUUUCCUUUCCCUUUUUCUUUCCUUUCCCUUUUUCUUUCCUUUCCCUUUUUCUUUCCUUUCCCUUUUUCUUUUUCUUUCCCUUUUUCUUUUUCUUUCCUUUCCCUUUUUCUUUCCUUCUUUCUUUCUAUUUAA
Acanthosepion pharaonis is the source of this 3519-nucleotide messenger RNA. The record is from the annotation of a GenBank genome assembly. NCBI's taxonomy places the organism in Eukaryota, Metazoa, Mollusca, Cephalopoda, Sepiida, Sepiidae.